UAUUCAUGGCUUGUAUGGAAUCUAAACUACACUUAGACGUUGAAAAACUUGAUCCUUAUUACUGAAUUUCUGUGGGUUUCUUGUUUUGGCCUAAUGGAUGAGAAUUCAGGCUACGAACCACUUAUUUUGAAAGAGGAGGGUGCCAAAAAGAAAUCUUUGUGGGUUUCAUUAGCAAAAUGGAUUCUCGGAGUGGCGAUGUGGAUAAUUUUCUCUGCCUGGGCUGCUUUUAUCUUUCUGUAUCCAUCUGAUUACGGUACUCAUUUGUAUGAGAAGUGGAGUCGAGCUACCAAUGGAACUCUAUUCGGCGAAGCAGGAAGCAUAUUUCUGCUUUUCAGUGGCCCUAUCCUCCUCAUUGCGUUUUUGGCCACUGCUUAUCUCAUCAUCUCUGGGAAAGAGGAAAUUCAUGAGACGAAAACUUCAAGAUAUCCACGUUUCCGUUUGUGGACAUUCCCUGUUCUCGUUGAUGGACCAUUUGGUGUUGUUUCAGCCGCAGAGUUAAUUGGAAUCAUACUCUUUACUGCAUACAUCAUCUGGGCAGUUUCUGUUGAAUCCAUCAAGAACUGGAAUAUUGUAUCUUCCUUUUCUCAUAAUCUGCCUUCUAAAGAACAAAGUGCAUUGAUGCUGGAGCUCACAGGCCUCAGGUUGGGGUUGAUUGGAUUAUUUUGCUUGGCCUUUUUGUUUCUGCCUAUUGCUAGGGGAUAAGUUCUUCU
Messenger RNA from Olea europaea var. sylvestris, 710 nucleotides. RefSeq names its product ferric reduction oxidase 7, chloroplastic-like. Lineage: Eukaryota; Viridiplantae; Streptophyta; Magnoliopsida; Lamiales; Oleaceae. The transcript has 6 exons. The record is from RefSeq and is a predicted model, not a curated record. Bases 94 to 702 code for a protein of 202 amino acids.